Cimex lectularius (bed bug) is the source of this 1105-nucleotide messenger RNA. RefSeq lists its product as uncharacterized. The record is from RefSeq and is a predicted model, not a curated record. NCBI's taxonomy places the organism in Eukaryota, Metazoa, Arthropoda, Insecta, Hemiptera, Cimicidae. Bases 360 to 971 code for a protein of 203 amino acids. The transcript is spliced from 2 exons.
AAAUAUAAAUAUUUAAGUGAUCAUAUUUUUUGGACAGACAGGGGUAGAAGCUCCCAAAUGGAAGACUUGAUCAUUUUUUUCACAGAUGAAUCACAGAGGUACAAAGAAAUGUUGUUGGUUUGACUGAACUCAGAAAUGAACUGUCUGCAGAUCCCGCACGGUGAAAUAACCCCUUCUUCCAGAUCGGCGCAAACAGCCAUAAUUUCAAACGUGCUUUUGCCGGAGGAAACCGCUUUUAUAAUAGCCGUCCUCUCUGCACAAAUUGUACCUCCUAAGGAAGCAUUCUCAAUAUUACACCCUGUAACGAUGCCUGCAACAAAAACGGAGCUUGAUUAUUCAUCUCACCAUAUUCACAGAGGAUGGACAUAGAAGUUAUGGCAGAUGAAUACGGAUCCAAAAAAACGACUGCUUUUUUACAAGAGGUCGUCAAUUUUACCAAUGCCAUUAACAUUGAUACACUGUUAGAGAAAGCCUACUCUCCUUACAUCCACAGCACGCGAAAGAUUGACAAGAUCAAAUCUACAAUAAUCAAGGCGUUUAAAACUGAGUUUCACAAUGAAAUAGACAGCUUGUUCAAGCAGGCGGAACUGCCGAAAAUGCUGACUCGACUUAAAAAACUCGAAGAUGAACACAGUGAACGAAAAGAAACGUGGAGACCGCCCGGAAAUGUCGACGACCACUGCCGAUCUUUAAGAGUACAAGCCAAUCUCAAACUCAAAAACGAAUUGGAUUCUCUCAUCAAAGUUAAGAUGUUGAACAUAGAUAAACUUAAAGUUAAAAUAAGAGCCGGUCAUGAAAAAGACUCGUUUUCCCAGUUUGUCAAUGUUUUAGCCGAUGAAGUCAAUGUCUGCUCGUCACUCGCCAAACAGAACGACACUGUCCUUUGGAAAUUUGCAGAAGAAUCUUCAUUAAUCAAUGAUGGCAAAUCGAUAAAGUUGAUAAAAAAUGAUAAUAUUGUACAUUUUGCUUAAAAUCAUUUUUAGAAUGACUUGUUUUAUAAAUAUUAUAAUUCAUAAUUAUUACUUUUUUAUUUAAAUGUUUAUAUUAAGAAGAUGUGUUUACUUUUAUGAUUGUUCAUAUUUUCAUUGUUCUCUCAGACUUUGAA